AUUAAUUAUCUAAAACAAAAAAUAAAUUAUGGAUGCCCUUUUUGCUAAAGGAAAAGAAUUUCUUAGUUCCAAAGAUAAAGAUGAUGACAAAGAAACUUCCAAUCGAACAAAACAUCAUGAUGACGUGGAUGAUUCCGAUGACCGCCCUGAGAGGAAAACUUCCGUCAAGUCCGGCGGCCGUGGCGGCGGCGGUCGAGGUGGUGGCCGGUCGGACGACGACAGUGACGGCGAGAGGCCCGCUGGCGCCGGCCGUGGUGGCGUCAAGACCGGCGGAGCCGGCCGUCGUGGUGGUAAGAUGGCGGCAGGCGGUGCUCCUAACCCAAAUGAGCACAAACAACCAACAACCUCUGAGCUAAUGGCUAGCGCGAAGUUGGUGGCUGCAGCUGCACAGUCCCAAUUAGGUGGCGGAGGCGAGGGCAAGCCAAAAGAAGAAUUGGACACCGGAAAGCUUGCCGGAGCCGCCGCUGACCUCCUUGCGGCCGCUACCCAUUACGGGAAACUAGGAGAUGAUGGAAUCGGUAAGUAUAUCGGCCAAGCUGAGGAUUAUCUCCAUGGCUACGAGCUUAAGAAUGUGAAACCCAACAAAGCUGGUGCUGGUGCUGGAUCCAAAAAAAGUACUUCCAGUAAUGCGGAGCGCAAGAACUCAUCGGAGUCCCGCCCACGGGGCAAUGCAAAAGAUGAUGAUGAUGAGCGCGGAGAGCAUGCCAGGAAAGAGAAGAAGAUGCCAUCAAAGAAACAAUCUGGUGACAAUUACGGUCAUGAUCGCGAGGAAGGUGAUGAUGAUCGUGCUAGAGGCCACGACGAACAUAUGACAAAGGGUAAAGAGAUGCCUAAGAAACAAGUUGGUGAUGAUCAUUCCGGAGAUGAGUAUGGCGAGCACACAAGGAAAGGUAAGGGAAUGCCUAGGAAACAAUCUGGUGACCGUGACAACCGUGAACGUUCAAAGGAAAAUGAUGAUGAUCACUCGAGAUCUGGACGUGGUGAAAGUAAAGGAAUGCCCACGAAAAAAUCUGGGGGCCAUGGACAUGAUGAACAUUCAGAUGAAGAUGAUAGUCGCUCUGGAGGGGGGUAUGGGUAUGGCGAUUAUAUAAAAAAAGCUCAAGGAUUUCUCAAGAAAAAGUCGGACAACGGUGAUGGAAGUCCAAGGGGUGAGGAUGGAGAUUCUGGAGGUGGGAUGGGUGGGGUCAUGAAAAUGGCUCAAGGUAUGUUCAAGAAAGAUUCCGACGACCGUGAUGGCGAUCGUAGCCCCACCAAACAUUCUAAUGAGAAAGAUGGGAACAAAACAGAUUAUCUUAAGAUGGCUGGAAGCUUUUUCAAAUAA
Molecule: messenger RNA, 1321 nt
Organism: Solanum verrucosum
Lineage: Eukaryota; Viridiplantae; Streptophyta; Magnoliopsida; Solanales; Solanaceae
Exons: 4
Coding region: 29-1321 (430 amino acids)
Biological process (GO): regulation of abscisic acid biosynthetic process; response to heat
Source: RefSeq, a predicted model, not a curated record